AUGUUUACUUCUCGACCUGAGGAAAGCGUUCCUGCUGACACACGCAGGAUUCUGCCGGUCCUCGCGCUUCUGUUCCUGUGCUCCUUCAUCGACCGCACAAAUGUGGGCAAUGCGAAGAUUUUGGGCCUCGAAGCGGAUCUGCACAUCACCGACCACCAGUAUGCUAUUGGGCUAUGUGUCUUCUAUGCCACCUAUAUUGCAAGUGAACUGCCAUCGAAUUUAGUUCUGAAGAAGGUGUCGCCGAAGAUCUGGCUACCGGCUCUCACAGCAGUCUGGGGUAUCCUCACAAUGUGCCUGGGCUUCGUGACUGGCUUCGCUUCGUUCGUGUCUGUACGCGCACUGCUUGGUGUUGCAGAGGGUGGUCUUUUGCCUGGCAUGGUCCUGUAUCUCUCCCAUUUCUACAAGCGAACUGAGCUUGCUCUGCGGAUCGGUAUCUUCUACACUGCCGCAUCGCUGUCUGGUGCUUUUGGUGGACUGCUCGCUCGGGGUCUCAACGCUAUCGGUCCAGCAGGCGGUCUCGAGGGCUGGAGAUGGAUCUUCAUCAUUGAGGGUAUUCUAACAUUCCUCGUUGGUAUCUCGUCCGCAGUUUUCCUGCCCAACUCGAUCGAGUCCGCCGGCUUCCUCUCAAUACGUGAGAAGCAAUGUGCCCGCAUUCGUUUGAACACUUCAUCAGUCCACGAGCCCUUCUCAUGGGCCGAAGUCCGUCGUGGUGUCUGCAACCUCCAGGUCUGGCUCAGCGCAACGGCCUACUUCUGCAUCCUGUGCGGCCUUUACUCUUUCGGUCUCUUCCUUCCAACAAUCGUGAAAGGCGGUUUCUCGACCGACCCCAACGAAGCACAGCUUUGGACCGUCAUCCCGUACGCUGUCGCCGCACUCUUCACCGUCGUCGCAGCCUUCCUAUCCGACCGUCUCGCCCUGCGCGGCCCAGUCAUGCUCGCCACGCUCCCCAUCGCCAUCGUCGGAUACGCCGUGAUCAGCGUGACGACAAACCCCAAAGUGCAAUACGGCAUGACCUUCCUCAUGGCCACAGGCAUGUACGCCUCUGUGCCUUGCAUCCUGUCCUGGAACUCCAACAACUCCGCGGGCCACUACAAACGCGCCACCACCACCGCCCUGCAGCUCGCCAUUGCCAACUCGGGAGGAUUCGUCGCCAGCUUCGUAUAUCCGAAGAAGCAGGGGCCGAAUUUCCACGAGAGCCAUCAGAUCAUGCUGGGCUUGCUGUGUGCGGCGUGGGUCCUGGUCGCCGCGAACGUUGCAUGGGUUGCGAAGCUCAACCGCGACAAGGCAAAUGGGAAGAAUGCGCAGUUCGAGGGCUGUGGGGAUGAUAGGGAUCCCGCGUUCAAGAUGGUGUUGUAG
Messenger RNA from Didymella exigua CBS 183.55, 1356 nucleotides. RefSeq names its product MFS general substrate transporter. The coding region runs from base 1 to 1356 and encodes 451 amino acids. Gene Ontology annotation, cellular component: membrane. Gene Ontology annotation, molecular function: transmembrane transporter activity. NCBI's taxonomy places the organism in Eukaryota, Fungi, Ascomycota, Dothideomycetes, Pleosporales, Didymellaceae. The transcript has 4 exons. The record is from RefSeq and is a predicted model, not a curated record. Gene Ontology annotation, biological process: transmembrane transport.